This is a messenger RNA of Psilocybe cubensis, 1641 nucleotides long. RefSeq lists its product as uncharacterized. Gene Ontology annotation, molecular function: carbohydrate:proton symporter activity. The coding region runs from base 1 to 1641 and encodes 546 amino acids. Gene Ontology annotation, biological process: carbohydrate transport; transmembrane transport. The record is from RefSeq and is a predicted model, not a curated record. The transcript is spliced from 8 exons. NCBI's taxonomy places the organism in Eukaryota, Fungi, Basidiomycota, Agaricomycetes, Agaricales, Agrocybaceae. Gene Ontology annotation, cellular component: membrane.
AUGGCUGGAGGACCUGGAGGAGAUGGUGGAGGCAUUCAGUCCAACUCGGUGUUCUGGUCGGUUGUGAUGUCCCUCUUUGCUGCAUUUGGUGGUAUCCUGUUUGGUUAUGAUACAGGAACAAUCUCUGGUAUCAUCGCCAUGGAUGAUUGGUUGCACACUUUCGGAAAAUUUGACGAAUCAUUGGGAUUCUAUCUGCCCACUAAGGACAAGUCCCUCGUUGUGUCGAUUCUUUCUGCUGGUACCUUCUUUGGAGCUCUUCUUGCUUAUCCUCUCGGUGAUAGGCUUGGGCGAAAACUCGGCAUAAUGGUCGGAUGCUUGGUGUUCUUCGUCGGUACUGGUCUGCAACUUGACACCGCUUGGGUCGCUUUCGUCAUUGGGCGGGUCGUCGCUGGUUUCGGUGUCGGCAUCGUGUCGUGUUUGGUUCCUAUGUACCAAUCUGAAUGUGCCCCAAAAAGCAUCCGUGGUCUUAUUGUCGGUGCUUACCAACUUGCCAUCACCAUCGGUGCUCUUCUUGCUGCCAUUGUUUUGAACGCGACCAAGGAUGAACAAAGCCAUAGCUCUUGGAGAACUCCUAUUGGAGUCCAAUUUGCCUGGGGUGCCAUCCUCGGUGGUGGGAUGAUUUUCCUUCCCGAGUCUCCUCGUUUCCUCCUGCUCAAAGGCAAGCAAGCGGCUGCUCGCAAGGCUCUUGGACGCUUGAUGAGUGCACCCGCUGAUUCCCCUGACGUCGAGGAGGAAUGCCUUGCUAUUACAGCCGCUCUUACUCUUGAGCAGUCUGAGACCGCUGCGAGCUACUUGGAUUGCUUCAAGAACAACGAAGCGCACUACGGACUUCGCACAUGGACCGGUAUCUGGCUCCAGGCAUGGCAGCAACUUACCGGUAUCAACUUCAUCUUCUAUUACGGAACUACUUUCUUCAUGCAAGCCGGUAUCAAAAACCCUUUCAUCAUCACUAUCAUUGCCGAUGUAGUUAACACUGCCAUGACAUUGAUUGGCCUCCCCUUCAUUGAUCGCCUUGGACGAAGAAAAUUGCUUCUCAUUGGUGCCGCUGGAAUGUGUUUCUGCGAGUUCAUUGUCGCUAUUGUCGGUGUCACUGCUGGAGACGUCCAGCCCGAUGGAUCUGUCAAUUUGGCCGCUCAGCGUGUUCUCAUCGCCUUUGUUUGCAUUUAUAUCGCAUUCUUUGCUAUUUCAUGGGGUCCCGUCGGAUGGGUCGUCACCUCAGAGGUAUCUCCUCUGGCUAUUCGUGCCAAAGCCAUGUCGCUCUCCGUCGCCUCUAACUGGCUUUGGAACUUCGCCAUCGGAUAUGCCACUCCUUACCUUGUCAACCCCACCACAUAUGGUAUCAACGGUGAGAAGGCCGCCAAUCUCGGUGUCAAGGUCUUCUUCAUCUGGGGUGGAACAUGCGCUGGCUCGUUCAUCUUCACAUACUUCUUCAUCCCCGAAACCCGUGGUCUUUCGCUUGAACAGAUUGACAGGCUGUACAAGGAGUCAUCCAUCGUCAACUCCACUUCCUACCGCCAGAAGAUCAUCGAUUCUGACAAUAACCUUGACCACUCUUUUGGAUUACAGCAGAAAGAAGUUCAGGACAUCCAGCACGUCGAACACGAGAAACUUGCAGACUCGGAAAAAUCAAGCACUAAUUGA